This is a messenger RNA of Sciurus carolinensis (gray squirrel), 3968 nucleotides long. It is a transcript of the gene Arsb, whose product is annotated as arylsulfatase B. The transcript has 8 exons. Bases 171 to 1760 code for a protein of 529 amino acids. The record is from RefSeq and is a predicted model, not a curated record. Lineage: Eukaryota; Metazoa; Chordata; Mammalia; Rodentia; Sciuridae.
CGAGGGCCCGGCUCAGAAGCGGCAGGGGCGCGAGGAUCCGCCUUCCCAGCCCGCGGUGCUGAAGGGUAAAGUCCCGCGCCGGGGCGGGGCAGGCCCCGGCCGCCCAGUUCCUGAUAAGCGGUGCCGGGGACUGGCGGCGCCAAGGGCAAGGAGACCGCGGGCAGUGCAGGAUGGGCCCGCGCAGAGCGGCGAGCCUGCUCCAAGGCCCCGGCCUGUCGCCGCCGCCGCCGCUGCUGCUGCUCUUGCUGCUGCUACCACAGCCUGGCCGGGGUGCCGAGGCCGGCCGGCCGCCCCACCUGGUCUUCGUGCUGGCGGACGACCUGGGCUGGAACGACGUAGGCUUCCACGGCUCGCGCAUCCGCACGCCGAACCUGGACGCGCUGGUGGCCGGCGGGGUGCUCCUGGACAACUACUACACGCAGCCGCUGUGCACGCCAUCGCGGAGCCAGCUGCUCACCGGCCGCUACCAGAUACACACGGGUUUACAGCACCAAAUAAUCUGGGUUUGUCAGCCCAGCUGUGUUCCUCUGGAUGAAAAACUCCUUCCUCAGCUUCUGAAAGAAGCAGGCUAUACCACCCAUAUGGUCGGAAAAUGGCACCUGGGAAUGUACCGGAAAGAAUGCCUUCCAACCCGUCGUGGAUUUGAUACCUACUUCGGAUAUCUCCUAGGCAGCGAAGAUUACUACUCUCAUGAGCGUUGUACCUUAAUCGAGGCUUUGAACGUCACACGAUGUGCUCUUGAUUUUCGAGAUGGUGAAGAAGUUGCAACAGGAUAUAAAAAUAUGUAUUCAACCAACGUAUUUACCCAAAGGGCUACAGCCCUCAUAAAUAACCAUCCUCCAGAGAAGCCUCUGUUUCUCUACCUUGCUCUCCAGUCUGUCCACGAGCCCCUUCAGGUGCCUGAAGAAUACCUGAAGCCAUAUGACUUUAUCCAGGAUAAGAACAGGCAUCACUACGCGGGAAUGGUGUCCCUUAUGGAUGAAGCAGUAGGAAAUGUCACUGCAGCCUUAAAAAACCAUGGACUCUGGAACAACACAGUGUUCAUCUUUUCCACCGAUAACGGAGGACAGACCCUGGCAGGGGGCAAUAACUGGCCCCUUCGAGGAAGAAAAUGGAGCCUGUGGGAAGGAGGCAUUCGAGGGGUGGGCUUCGUGGCCAGCCCCUUGCUGAAACAGAAGGGCGUGAAGAACCGGGAGCUCAUCCACAUCUCCGACUGGCUGCCCACCCUCGUGAAUCUGGCUGGGGGACACACCAAUGGCACAAAGCCUCUGGACGGCUUUGACGUGUGGAAAACCAUCAGUGAAGGAAGCCCAUCCCCAAGAGUGGAGCUGCUGCAUAACAUCGACCCGCAAUUUGUAGACUUCUCUCCAUGUCCAGGAAGCAGCAUGGCUCCAGCAAAGGAUGAUUCUUCUCUUCCCAAAUAUUCAACCUUUAACACAUCUAUCCAUGCUGCCAUUAGACUAGGAAAUUGGAAACUCCUCACAGGCUUCCCAGGCUGUGGUUCCUGGAUCCCCCCACCAUCUCAACACAAUGUUUCUGAAAUACCCUCAUCGGACCCACCAAGCAAGACCCUGUGGCUCUUUGAUAUUGAUCAGGACCCGGAAGAAAGACAUGACCUGUCCAGAGAACAUCCCCACGUGGUCAGGAAGCUCCUUUCCCGCCUGCAUUUCUACCAGAAGCACUCAGUGCCUGUGUAUUUCCCAGCGCAAGACCCCCGCUGCGAUCCCAAGGGCACUGGCGCAUGGGGUCCCUGGAUGUAGCAUUUCAGGGAGGUUGGAAAGCAUUUCUGUUGCAAACUGGACCUCAAUUCUUGACUCAUGUAGCCCUUUGUCUCACUUGUCCUCCCACUCUGGGUUCACCUGGCCCUUCUCAUGCUCUAAACCACACCAGGGAGUCCAGUUUCAACCCUAGUGCAUUUAAGAAGCUGAUAAAAUCUGGAAUGCUCCUGCCAUUGGCUGGAGCUUGUGUCUGCAAGCAGGGGUGGCUGAGUUCAUCCGCUCUUGCUAAGCUCUGGGACAGCUGGGAACUUGACAGGGGAAGUUCUCAUUGAGUCCUAGGGGCUGGAGCAGCUGGCUCUUGUUGCCUCGCAAGUCAGACAUUAGAUUUCCCUCUGCCAAUAACCAGUUUUAUUGGAGUGACUCACAUUUCUUGUAACGAAUGAAGGGAGCAGACAAUUGUUAAUGGUUCUGUUGGCCGGGAGUUCUCUGUCUGUGAGAGACUGUGCUUAGGCCUUCCAUGUGAAUGACCUCCCUCGGCUCACCCCUCACUUACUCAUCUCAGCACCAGCCUGAGGCCCACUUCACUAAGGUCAACACCACAAAAUACCAACACCUUGGUUUUGGUUUUUACAACAAAGAAAUUUUUUUUAAUCCUAAUUUUUUUCCCCAGCCAUUGCUCAUUCUGUCUAAACUUCCUGUUAUCUCCAACUGUGACUCUACCUGCCAUUCCUUUUGACUUCAGUGUCCUGUGGGAAGGCCACUUUGCCUGAGACCUGCCUUCCUUCCAUUUCUAAUGCUGAAGCCAGAGCCCUGCUCAGAGAAGGUGGCUGGGUUGCUCUGUAAUCAUGGGCAACCCAAGAGGAGCCAGGUGGAAGAUGCAUGGGUCCAUGGCAUCUGUCUGCUAAGGGUUUCUCCUGAGUUGCAUGGAGGUCGUCAUCAAUAUUGUGGCUUCAACUCCUGAUAUAUAACAAGUUGUACUGCUAUUCCUGAGCAGUAAGGAAAGACUUCUAUUACUAACUGCUCUGUAUUAUAUUGAAGUAAGAUUACUGGAAGGAUAUGGUGCUAGAACUGAUGGCAUUUAUUACCUUUACCCAACUCCUGGGUUGACAAACACCCGGCCAAAUGUCCCCUGUAGCCCCGAAGCCUGUGGCAGAAGUAUAAACUAACUGAGCCUGAAUGUUACUCCUGCACCCUUCCAGCCCCAGGGCUGUAGGUAGCUGUUAGUGUCCUAAGAUUGGAGACUUCCACUAUUUGACACCUGUCUGUUCUCCCUAUUGUACCCUUAAAAGCUGUCCCCAAUUCCAUUUCCUUGUUUGCUGUGUAUCCUGGGGAUUUUCUAUAAUCAAUGGGUUUAAAGAGUUUUAAAGAAUACUUUUAAAAAUCUAUCAUUCAAGAUUUUGUUUUAUCCAUUAUUGACUCUAUCUCAUUAGACUGAUUCUAUGCAAGAUGAAAAGAUUCAUGUUGUUAUAAAAAUAUCCAUGUUAUUUCUUUCCAAAUUUGUUUACCUUUAAAGAAGAUUUUGUUUAUUUAAUUGUGAGCUUUUCUUUGUGACUACAUGAUUCUUCCAGAUUUAGUGGGUAAAAUAAAAAUAACCAUUUUAAAAAUAUGUCAGUCAUGGAUAUGGGACUCCUUGGGAUAAUGAAAAAGUUCUGCAACUUGGUAGCAGUGAUGGCUGCACAUCGUGCGCUCACUCAGAGCCACUGAGCUGUAUACUUCAACAUGGUGAAAAUGGCAAAUUUCAUGUGAUGAAGACCUUAUCACAGUUUUUUAAACUUGAAAAUUUUAUAGUAUGCGAAUCUUAUCUCAAUAAAUCUGUUACAUAAAUAAAUAUACCAGAAUUAUCACAGUGAAAAAAAAAAAAUGUGUCAGACUUUGCCCUAGGAUUAUACAUCGUAAAGUAAGGUAUUAGAGGUGGAGCAAAAACAAAGCACUAAUGGAGUGUACUCAUUUUCUAUGACUGUGUAGCAAAUUAUCCCAAAACUUACAGCUUAAAACAAAAAGUUUGUUAUUUCACACAUGAGAUGAGAGGGUCAGAAAUCUGGGAGUAGUUGAGCUGGGUGGUUCUGACUCCUGGUCUCUCUGACUCAGUGGUUAAGACGUUGAGCAGGGCUGUGGUCAUCUGAAGACUUGAGUGGGGUUGAAGGCUCUACUUCUGAGAUGACUCACCAGGGUCUUGGCUGCAGGCCUCAGUCCCUUGAUACAUGGGCAUCUCCAUAGACUGCCUAAAUGUCCUCAGAUGGGCAGAUAACU